AUGUGGUUUAGAAAGUCCGAGACGACGGACGACAAAUUACCCGAAGAGCUGCAGAAGUAUGUUGAUUCGAAGGAGUCGACGAUAAGCGACCGGCAGCUCAAGCAGCUGUUGGCCAAACAGACUGACGGUCGAGAAAUCGGCUCUGAAUCAAAAGACCAAACAGACCCCAAGUACGACCGUGUCCAGCAACAAUCGAUCAAGGAGGCGUAUCGGGUAGAGAUGUACAAGCGGGAGUAUCCUGUUUCGGAGGCAAUAUCGAUCAAUUGUGCCGAACUUUUUGAAAAAUUCCUCCAAUGCGACAAAGCACGCAACGUGUGGAGCUCUGAGUGCGUUCCUCUAUGGAAAAUGGUGCGGGAGUGCCAGCGGAUACAGAAAGAAGCGUUUGUCACGUUUGACUACGAGUACAUGGAUAAAAUAGAGGAAAUGGAUGCUAUCCGCCAGACAUGCGACCGGCUAUUCACCAAGCAUUUUAAAACACCAGAGGACACAGAGAGCCACGAGAAAAACUUCCAGUACUCUUUGGACCUCAAGCACGAGCGCGAGAGGUUCUACGAGCGAUUUGGCAAAUAG
This is a messenger RNA of Ogataea parapolymorpha DL-1, 570 nucleotides long. RefSeq lists its product as uncharacterized. The record is from RefSeq and is a predicted model, not a curated record. Lineage: Eukaryota; Fungi; Ascomycota; Pichiomycetes; Pichiales; Pichiaceae. The transcript has a single exon. Bases 1 to 570 code for a protein of 189 amino acids.